Messenger RNA from Rhinichthys klamathensis goyatoka, 577 nucleotides. RefSeq lists its product as uncharacterized. The record is from RefSeq and is a predicted model, not a curated record. The coding region runs from base 1 to 483 and encodes 160 amino acids. NCBI's taxonomy places the organism in Eukaryota, Metazoa, Chordata, Actinopteri, Cypriniformes, Leuciscidae. The transcript has 4 exons.
AUGGACCCAGACAUGCUGGGUCCAUUUACUAUCACUAAAAUAGAAGCCACCAGCCAAUCCUCCUCACCCUGCAACACCUCCAUCACCAGCCAAUCCUCCUCACCCUCCAAUCCUCCUCACCCUGCAACACCUCCAUCACCAGCCAAUCCUCCUCACCCUGCAACACCUCCAUCACCAGCCAAUCCUCCUCACCCUGCAACACCUCCAUCACCAGCCAAUCCUCCUCACCCUGCAACAAAGGCACAAACACAAAUCAACCCAGGCCGACCAACUACUCACUCUUGCUCCCCAGACACCUUCACUGGGUCAAAAUAUCCGGAAGAACAAGUGAUACAUGAUAUAUGGGAGGGCAAGAAACAGAAUGCGCUGUGGAGCAAAAUGGGCCUCUACAAAUUGUUCACCAAAAACCUGAUGGGUCUGGCACCAGGCAAAUGGUUAGAAAGUGAGGUUGUGAAUGGUUAUCUACACCAUCUUAAAAACUGAUUAAAUAUGUCAGGAAUAAAACGGGCAUAUUUAAUCGAUUCAUACCAGAUGACUGCAAUCUGGAAUGGAAGCCAAAAUGGCUUGAAAAAGGUUU